AUGUUGAAUCAUGUCCCAGUAUUCCUUUAUUCCUUUAAUUUGUUCAUCAAAUGCAAUAUAAUUAAAUCAGUCAGCCUUGUAUGUGACCCGAAUUAUUUUCACCACAUCAUCGACAGUAUUAACCGGUUUAACGCAUCCCUUCUACGGAGGAAGAACCAGAGGGGGUUCCUGCGUAGGGGUCACUCGAAUAACGUAUUGAGUCUGUCGGAAGUACAAUCGGAGAGGGAUACUAUCCAAGUUCUUCAAUUCUUAAAAAGGAAUAAGUAUAUAAUAUAUGACAAUGAGAAGGGGAAGUGCAUCACUAACUUGGAUGAGCUGCUGAGCGAUGUGAUGGCAAAAAAGAGGCAAGACCUUGUGGAGGGGGAUCAGAAAGCAUGCAGAACCAUAACUAAUAGGAAAGGUGUUCGUGGAGAAGGGAUAAAUGACAGUGACGAGGUGAAGCCAAGCGAUGUUGACUCCAAUCGGUACAAGCUUAUACGGCUGCUGGAGAGCGGCCGGGAGAGGGUGGACUCCCUUUUGAAUGCGCUGCGGGGGCUGGACUUGUGGGGGGGGGGAGCGCAUAAAGCGGAUGAAGCGGAUAAAGCUGAUAAAGCGGAUGGCGCAGAUGGCGCAGAUGGUGUGGACGGAGGCCACCCCGCUCGCAAUGCACACAUCUCGCACAUCCUGGUGCACGACGGGGCGAGGCCCUUCCUGUCCGAGCUGGACUUCUUCAACCUGAUUUACAUGGCCACGAUAGGGAAAAACACCAUUUUGGGAGCGAGGGCCACGGACACCAUUAAGCGGAUAGGCAGCGAAGAGCAAGGGGAAGGUUGCCCCAGGGUGAAGGCCAACGUGGAUAGGCAGUUCAUAUUUCUGGCACAAACUCCACAGAUAUUCAGCAGCCAAGCGUUGCUACAAGUGUGUACUAAAUUAACUUCAACGAGAGGAGCAGAAGUCCAAGAAAGGAGCAGACCCUUCACCGAUACUUCUUCCCUUUUUGAACAUUUUACAAAAAAAAAGAUAUUCGCUUUGCAGGCAAGGUUCCCCAACUUCAAAAUUACGACCCCGACAGACGUCUUCCUUGCCAUCUUUCUCAUGGGAUACCUUUUUACAAGUUCGCAUGCCGAUGUGGACAUGGGUAUGUUUAAACAGGCGUUUGUGAAUUCUCCUUCUAGUUACGUUCCUUCGAACCAGUUCAACGACCACUUUUUUUACGACUCCCUGAGGGGGAAGCAGCGCGUCCUGUACCACCACUUCUACUACGAGUAG
This is a messenger RNA of Plasmodium cynomolgi strain B, 1248 nucleotides long. RefSeq lists its product as hypothetical. Gene Ontology annotation, molecular function: 2-C-methyl-D-erythritol 4-phosphate cytidylyltransferase activity. Gene Ontology annotation, biological process: isoprenoid biosynthetic process. The transcript has 2 exons. The coding region runs from base 1 to 1248 and encodes 415 amino acids. The record is from RefSeq and is a predicted model, not a curated record. Lineage: Eukaryota; Apicomplexa; Aconoidasida; Haemosporida; Plasmodiidae.